AUGAACAUCACACCAGAAAUCGAGGCUCAACUAGGAGAGGAUGCAUAUUCGUCCCUUGUGUCUCAGUAUAAGGACGACAUUCUUCCAGAUGACCACCCCCUAACUCUACAUGUCUGCCGAAUAGUCAACACGAUCCUCGAAGCCAACGACCUCGGAACAGUUAUGUCCGCUAAUGGCAAUUCCACACAUCCCAGUAGCAGCCAAUCAAUAAAUGGAAGGGGAAGCUAUAAGGAUCGACAAUGGCGGCUGGCAGUAAUAUCAAACAAUCAUAUCGCUAACUCAACUGCUAGCACUGGUGGGAUUAUCGUAUUUACGGGUCUGCUUUCCUUAUGUAAAGAUGAACAUGAACUUGCUUCCAUUCUUGGACACGAGAUCGCUCACGCUGUCGCUAGACAUCUCGCGGAACGUUACAGCAAGGCAAAGGACUGGUCUCUUAAGAGAUUAGUCUUCUCCCCUUCGUAUGCAUUGCAGGAUCAACGGCAAGCGCAAGCGAUUUAUGAAGAGAUGAUGGCAACGAAUAUGCAAUUUCAGGAAUUAGAAGCUGACUCAAUCGGUCUCGAACUUACCUCGCGUGCUUGUUUCGACCCACGCGCAGCUAUCGCUGUUAAUCAGCACUUGGCUGCGUUGGAAGAUAAACUCCGCCGCUUGCAUCCUGAGCUCAAACCAACCCAUCCAUGUAGUGAAGAACGCAUCAAGAACCUCGAACAGUUGCUACCAAGGGCUUACGACAUCGUGUCAAGCAGUCCAAGAUGUGCUCAGAUGCGGAAUGCCUAUGCUGCCUUCCAGCAAAGUUCAAUGACCGGCCCACGUUAGCAACCGC
Messenger RNA from Fomitiporia mediterranea MF3/22, 820 nucleotides. RefSeq lists its product as uncharacterized. Gene Ontology annotation, biological process: protein quality control for misfolded or incompletely synthesized proteins; mitochondrial protein processing. Bases 1 to 813 code for a protein of 270 amino acids. Gene Ontology annotation, cellular component: mitochondrial inner membrane. The transcript is spliced from 8 exons. Gene Ontology annotation, molecular function: metalloendopeptidase activity. Lineage: Eukaryota; Fungi; Basidiomycota; Agaricomycetes; Hymenochaetales; Hymenochaetaceae. The record is from RefSeq and is a predicted model, not a curated record.